AUGAAGCAGACCCUUCCUCUGCUGCUGCUUGCCACGGCUUGUGCGGUCACCGGCACUCGGCUGCCCAAAGCCUUGUGGCAGUUUGCGAACAUGAUCACGUGUGCCCAGCCAGGCGUUAGCCCUCUGAAGUACAACGAUUAUGGCUGUUGGUGCGGCUUCGGGGGCACGGGAAGCCCACGGGAUGAGGUGGACAUGUGCUGCUACGUCCAUGACAAUUGCUACAAAAGAAGCAGAAAGAUUCCUGGAUGCACGGCCAUCGCUGAUCUUCCAUAUUUUCUGGUUUAUGAAUUCACCUGCUCAGAUAACCAAGUCACCUGCUCAGCCACGAAUAACAAGUGCCAGGCCGCUGUGUGUGACUGUGAUCGUGUGGCAGCUCACUGCUUCGAGCGGGCCAAGUUCAACCCUGAAAACAAGAACCUGGAUCCUAAAGUCCACUGUGUCAACUGA
This is a messenger RNA of Phycodurus eques (leafy seadragon), 447 nucleotides long. RefSeq names its product phospholipase A2, group IB (pancreas) (gene pla2g1b). The record is from RefSeq and is a predicted model, not a curated record. Gene Ontology annotation, biological process: arachidonate secretion; lipid catabolic process; phospholipid metabolic process. Bases 1 to 447 code for a protein of 148 amino acids. NCBI's taxonomy places the organism in Eukaryota, Metazoa, Chordata, Actinopteri, Syngnathiformes, Syngnathidae. Gene Ontology annotation, molecular function: phospholipid binding; calcium ion binding. The transcript is spliced from 4 exons.